GCUGUGUGUGUGUGUGAGAGUGUGUAGCAGUGUAGGUGCUGUGUGUGUGUGUGAGAGUGUGUAGCAGUGUGUAGGUGUCAGUAUUGCCCUGACAGGCUGUGCACUGGAGAUGGAGGAACAGAAGGGGCUGCAGUGGACGGUGGUGGUCCUGACUUGUCAGCACAAGGACAGCGAGUAUGUCUUCCAGAGAGAGCUAGAGUGGCGACAGCAGCGGGGGUUGAUCCCACAGGGGGCGCUGCUGCUCACGGUGUCGGACCCUCAGGACCGGCUGGGCAGUGGGGGGGCCACUCUUAAAGCGCUGCUAGUGGCUGCAGAGCACCUGAGCGCCCAAGCCGGACACACGGUGGUCACUGCUGAUGUGCUUGAUGACGCUCACAUCCUUAUCCUGCACACGGGGCGGGACUUCCCCUUCGAUGGGUGUGGCCGAGCGUUCUGCUGGCUUCCCGCUCGGGGUCCCCCGGGGCUGGUGGAGGGGCCCCUCUGCAACCUGGACCUGCUGCUGCACUGCCUGACGCACCAGGUGGCUCCUGGCUCCCCCCCAGGGGUCUGGGUCUGUAGCACUGACAUGCUGCUCCACAUGCCCUCCACACCCGGGAUUUGCUGGGAGGGCUUCUCAGGGGUGAAAGUUGUAUCCUUGCCUGGAGACCCCAGCUUUGCCAGGAACCAUGGGAUCUACAUCACUGACCAGCAGGACACGGUGUGCGACAUCAUUUACAGGGGCCCUGUGGACCGGAUCCAGGCCUGCUCACUGCGUGAUGGCAAAGUCCCUUUGGUAGGAGUCAUGCAGUGUUUUAGGGGAUGCAGGAGGAAUGCGUGUGUCAAUGUCUCCGCAGCGUAUGUUCCCGAUGGUUACUACGACUACCUGACCCUGUCAGGCGACGAGCACAUCAGGCGGCUGACGGAGAGGGCGAAGGAGAGCAGGGAGACGCUGUCGCACGCUGAGAAACCCCAGCUGCUAAGCGAUGGGUGCUGUGUGAUUAAUAGCAUCCUGGAAGGAGAGGUCAGCGUGGGGUCGCAGGCUGUGGUGCAACACUGCCACCUGCAGGGCCCUCUAGUGGUUCAGUCUGGAUGCCUCCUGUCAGGGAUCGACCUGACCUCAUCAUCUUCCGCCCUGAAACAUCUCACCCUCUCUGACAUCAUCAUCCAGGGACACUGCAUCCGCCUGGGCGACAUGGCUCUCCGAGUCUUCACUGUCCUCGGGCGCCAUGACAACCUUGAGGCCUCUCCUGCUGACCGGAACGCCACAUUCCUCAACCGCAGCUGGACGGAAUUCUACCAGAGAACCGGGAUACAGCCCGGGGAGCUCUGGGGUUCAGGGGACCAGGAGGGUGCCCCUCACUCCCUCCUGGAUGCCCGCCUGUUCCCCGUCUUCCAGCGCAGGGGGCCUGUCGGUUUGGGGGGGUUGCUGUGGCUGCUGGGGGCCGGAGGAGGGGAGUCACAGUGGAGGGCAGCCUGGCGCCUCUCCCUGCGGGACAUUCUGUCCUGUACGGACCAGCAGGCCGAGCUGGGCUGGCGCAGGGAGCUGCUGUAUGGGGCCGCAAGGCGGCGGGCCAAGGACACGCUGCAGGGGCGGGGAGACCAGAGCCUGCUGCCGCUCAUCAGAGCCGCCGUGCUGGAGGGCCAGCAGGGGGAGCUGCUGAGCACAUUGGACAGCGUGGCGGCGAGCAGUGAGGACCCCGGAAUAGCUGCCCGCACCCUUGCCUGCAUGGCUGACGUGCUGGGCUGUCUAGCCGGGAGGGAAGGGGGCCUGAGGAGCGGCCCGGCGGCCAAUCCCGCCUGGACCUCUGCCUUCGCCAUGCUGGAGAGAGGGGACCUGCCGGGAGGAGUCCGUGCGCUGGCCAAGGAGAGGGACAACUGGCUCAGCAGACCCCACCUCCUGGUGCGUGCCGCGCGUCACUACGAGGGCGCUGCGCAGGUCCUCAUUUGGCAGGCGGUGAUGUCGGCGAGACGCUUCAUCACCGUUGGGAGGGCAGAGAUCCCUCCCCUGGAGCAGUGGGUGGAAGUGGAGUGUCCAGCCAGAAUGGACCUGUCAGGCGGCUGGAGCGACACCCCCCCCAUCACGUUCGAGCGGGGCGGCGCGGUCGUGAACGUGGCGGUGCGCGUGGAUGGGCGGCGGCCCAUCGGCGUGCGGGCCCGGCGCAUCCGGGAGCCCUGCCUGCUCCUGGUCAGCACCAGUGGGGGGCUGGACUGCCAGGUUACCACGGAGACGCUGUGCAAGACGCUGCAGGACCUGCAGGACUACUGCCAGCCCCACGCACCAGGAGCUCUGCUGAAGGCAGCCUGUAUCUGCAGUGGCCUGGUCGCUCUCCCCUCCCAGCAGCCUCUGGGAGAGCAGCUGCUGCAGCGCUGUGGAGGGGGGCUGGAGGUCCGCAGCUGGUCAGACCUUCCCCACGGCUCCGGGCUGGGUACCAGCAGUAUCCUAGCUGGGGCAGUGUUAGCUGCUCUGUACAGCACUACUGGGCAAACUUAUGACACCAUCUCUCUGAUCCACGCUGUCCUGCACCUGGAGCAGAUACUGACCACUGGGGGCGGCUGGCAGGACCAGGUGGGAGGGCUGGUGGGGGGCGUGAAGCUGGGACGGUCCCAAGCUGCCCUGCCCCUCAGGGUGGAGGUGGAGCCCCUCUCCCUGACCGAUGACUUCCUCCACACCCUCAACCGGCACGUCCUGCUGCUCUACACGGGCAAGACCCGCCUGGCGCGCAACCUGCUACAGGACGUGGUGCGGAGCUGGUAUUCACGGCUGCCUGCCAUCGUGGAGAACGUCGAGGGGCUGGUGAGGAACGCAGAGGAAUGCGCCCAGGCCAUAAGAGACGGCUCCCUGGCCCGGGUGGGUGCCUGUCUGGACCGGUACUGGCAGCAGAAACGUGCUAUGGCACCUGGGUGCGAGCCGGCCACGGUGCGGGCUAUGAUGUCAGCGCUGAGACCUCUGACCCUGGGGCAGAGCCUGGCGGGGGCAGGGGGAGGCGGUUUCCUGUGCAUCAUCACCCGGGAGGCGCAGCAGGCGGCGAGGGUGAAGGACGUCCUGGACAGCGUGCAGGGCCUGGGGGACUUCACCAUCCACACUGUGGAAGUGGACCUGCAGGGCAUCUCCAUCCGCCAGCCUGGGACAGAGAGUGACUGAGCGGGGCAGCCGGACAGCCGCCAGGAGAGAGAGGGCUGGACUUGCUGACCGUCAGACCCACAGGGAGUGGAAGAGGUGACGGAAAGUGAAGUGUCUUUGCCUGUGGCCUCCAGAAGGAUAUAAUAAUGUCACUUUAGUCUGGUUUAUAUUAUUUCACUCUUACCAGUUUUCUUCUAUCCUGUAGAAUGUGUAUCAGAAAUGACAGAAUGUUGACUUGUCCUUCAUGUUCAUGAAAUGAACCUUGGUUAUUACUUUUGGGGCUUAAAUUCUACCAGUUUAAAUAUCUUACAUGUGUAUUCCAGCCAAAGUAAAAAACAUGGAAUCUCACAGAUGGUAAUCCUUUUAGGGUAAAUCUGUGCCUCUGUCGCCUAGCAAUUGCCUCAGGAUACCCUGGGAAAGGAUGGGCUUCGUGUAUUUUCUGUAACCACAAGGGGUCUCCACUGCUACUGUUUCUGUCAGCUGCUGAAAAUAAACACACUACAGCACUACAGCUUGGAAAGAAAUAACUUUAAUAAUAAAAAUCAUCUGUACAAUGUA
Messenger RNA from Lepisosteus oculatus (spotted gar), 3658 nucleotides. Lineage: Eukaryota; Metazoa; Chordata; Actinopteri; Semionotiformes; Lepisosteidae. The record is from RefSeq and is a predicted model, not a curated record.